UGCUUUCGCUCUCUCGGCGGUAGUAAAGCAUCGUGGGUCUGUGUUUCCCGUCCGGAAGCUUUUCAGGGUCGGACUCAGCCGGAAAGAAAUUGGUUUGGGGACUUGGAUGAGAGGAAAAAGGGAUUCACACCGGUAGGAGCAGCGAGGGAGAAGGGAGGCCGCCUUUCUGAGUCCCGUGGUGUUGAUUUGUGAGGCAAAGCCUGUCUUUAGAAGAUCGAGGAGGUGAAUAAUUGACUCUUGCUCUCAUUCUCUGCCUCCUUCCUGAAGGGGGUUUGCCAGAGAGGUGCCCAGAGGGCCUUUCAGAGGACAGUAUUGACACUGACACCUCCUCUGGUCAGAUUUGGAGCCUCUCCUGUGGGCCUGCAUCUGUAAGGCUUCCUUGUGUGUCUGUAAGACCUUGGGGAGGGGUCUCCUCGCCUUCCCAGGACGACGGCUUUGGACUACGUCUGUGACAUGUCCCCCAUCACUUCCUGCAAGGACAGCAGCCGCCAACGCCGGCCUGGCAGCUACCAGAGCUCCCUGGACGUCCUGAAGAACGACGCUUCAGGCCUGGAUUUCUACGAAGAUGGCCCUGCUGGGGCAGGUGCCGGCGGAGACCGAGAGGCCCUGCUUGGAGAACCCAAUUCUAGGCCUCUCGGGCACCCUCAAGGCUACCGAGCAGAGCUGGGCAGCAUCCUACUCCUCCUUUUCCUAUACAUCUUGCAAGGCAUCCCUUUGGGCCUUGCGGGCAGCAUCCCACUCAUCCUGCAGAGCAAGAACGUGAGCUACAAGGACCAGGCUUUCUUUAGCUUCGUCUUUUGGCCGUUCAGCUUGAAGCUCCUCUGGGCCCCCUUGGUGGACGCCGUCUACUUCAAGAGCUUUGGCCGGCGCAAGUCCUGGCUGGUGCCCACUCAGUACACCUUGGGCCUCUUCAUGAUGUACCUCUCCAUGCAGGUGGACUCUCUGCUCGGGGGAGCAGACGGCAAGAGUCCCGACGUGCUAGCCCUCACUGUCACCUUCUUCUUGUUUGAGUUUCUGGCGGCCACUCAGGAUAUCGCAGUGGAUGGCUGGGCGUUGACUAUGUUGUCCCGGGAGAAUGUGGGCUAUGCGUCCACUUGCAACUCUGUAGGCCAGACAGCUGGCUACUUCCUGGGGAAUGUCUUGUUCUUAGCACUUGAAUCAGCUUCUUUUUGCAACAAGUAUUUGCGUUUUCAGCCUCAACCCCAAGGAAUUGUUACACUUUCAGAUUUCCUCUUUUAUUGGGGUGCUGUUUUCUUAAUAACAACCACCUUGGUAGCACUCUUGAAAAAAGAAGAUAAGAAAAUUACUCCAUCCAGAGAAGAAACAAAAGGCAUAAUGGAUACAUACAAGCUGCUUUUCUCAAUAGUUAAAAUGCCUGCAGUCCUAACAUUCUGUGCCAUGAUUUUAACUGCAAAAAUUGGAUUCUCAGCAGCAGAUGCAGUAACAGGACUCAAACUGAUAGAAGAAGGAGUACCUAAAGAACACUUAGCUCUCCUUGCUGUUCCAAUGGUUCCACUGCAAAUCAUAUUGCCUCUGAUUAUCAGCAAAUAUACAGCAGGUCCACAGCCUCUGAAUACAUUUUACAAAGCUAUGCCAUUUAGAUUACUGUUUGGAUUGGAAUUUGCUUUCUUGGUGUGGUGGACUCCUAACGUUAAAUAUGAGGGAGGCUUUCCUAUCUAUUACUACAUUGUAUUGCUGCUGAGUUAUGCCUUACACCAGGUCACGGUUUACAGUAUGUAUGUUGCAAUCAUGGCUUUCAAUGCUAAAGUUAGUGACCCACUUAUUGGGGGGACGUAUAUGACACUACUUAACACAGUGUCAAAUCUGGGAGGAAACUGGCCUGCCACUGUAGCCCUUUGGCUUGUGGACCCACUUACAGCAAAGGAGUGCAUUGGAGUUCAAGGACACAACUGUGCCACUGCAGCUGCUACAGAACUUUGUUCCAAAGCAGGUGGAUCCUGUGUUAUUACCUUGGACGGUUAUUACGUUGAGUCUCUGGUAUGCGUCGCUUUGGGAUUUGCUUGGUGGCUGUUUCUUGGACCUAGAUUCAAAAAGCUCCAGGAUGAAAGAGCAUCUUCAUGGAAAUGCAGGAGAACAAGUUAAUGGAAACGGAAGACUGGAAAGAAUGAGAAAAAUGUUAUAUAUGGGGAUAAAAUAAUACAUAUUGGAAAAUGGUCAGUUUACUCAUGCCAAAUGACUUUAUGACAAAAGUAAGGCCAGGAAAGUCGUAUAUGGGUCAGUGAUAAAGUUUGCCCUCACCAUCCAGAAUUCAUCUUAAGAUUUUUAAAAAGUAAUCAAAAUCUCCAGUACUUUUUAAAAACUUCAAUUGACCGUUUGCUAUCUUCUGGUCGAUUUAUUUAACAUUACCUCAGAACAAAAAAAAAAACCACCUGAAUAGGGUACAUCAACAUUUUGAUUAAUUAUAAGCUUUGAAUGUAUAUAGUAAAAAGUUAUUCAAAGGAGAAAUAUUUUUCUUUUAAUUUUUUAUAAUUUAGGUCAUGAUUAUACUUUGUAGGAGAAAACACUUAGCAGAAACUUCUCUUACGUGUAUUUUUCUGGCUGCUAGAAGCUUUAAAGAUUUAUAAGAGAAAUAUUUUUAUAAUAGCUUUUUUAAAAAAACAAAACACACACACACACUUUACUUCAAAGGCACUUUGAUUUGCAAAUAUUUUCUUUAGCAUAAGUAUGAAGAUGUGUGUGAAUAAGCUCAUGGGAUGCUAAAUUGUCAUGAGCAGCAAAGAGGCCAGAAAGCAUUGGUACCAGUACUGAGGACAAAGCUUUCAAAAGAGGAACAAGAAUGAUAUCCGUGAGUUCGGUUUCAGUGUAAAAAAACCAAAUAUAUAGAUUCUUAAGAAAUGAAUACACUUUAAUAGUGUAUGGAACCCAAAAGGAGCAGGAUAAAGAGACUGUGACUGUGUCUCUUUAUUGUGGAAAUGCUGCUCAAGAGCAGGCAUGAGAUUUUGAUGUACAUCGUUCAACCAUUCCACAGAUGCUACAAAUCUGUAGCAGAUAAAGUCGUUCAUUACAAUGAUCCUUGUUAAGUGGAAAUGUUUGCUUUAGUGCCUUAAUGAUGUACAGGAAAGGGGCACUGUAUGGAUAUGUUGUCAAAGGCUUUCAUGGCCAGAAUCACUGGGUUGCUGUGAGCUUUCUGGGCUGUAUGGCCAUGUUCCAGAAGCAUUCUCUCCUGACGUUUCACCCACAUCUAUGGCAGGCAUCCUCAGAGGUUGUGAGGUCUCUUGGACACUAGGCAAGUGAGGUUUAUAUAUCUGGAAUAUCCAGGGUGGGAGAAAUAAUUCUUUGUCUGUUGGAGGCAAGUGUGAAUAUUGCAAUUAAUCUCCUUGAUUAGCAUUGCAAAACCUUGCAGCUUCAAGGUCUGGCUGAUUCCUGUCUAGGGGAAUGCUUUGUUGGGAGGUGUUAGCUGGCUCUGAUUGUUUCAUGGAUCACUCUAACAACCACUACGUUAGACAACAUAGAGAAGCCAUUGAAAUCCACAAGCAUGUGGACAUUUUCAACAGAAAGGCAGAAACCAUGAACAUGAACAAAAUCUGGCUACCAGUAUUUUAAAAAACUAAAAUCAGGACAGUAAAUAAAGAGAAACAUUCUAAAAACGGGGGAAUUCCAGACAUGAAACAAUCAGGGCCAGCUAACACCUUCCAACAAAGGAAUCCCUCAAGCAGGAAUCAGCCAGGCCUUGAAGCUACAAGGCUUAGUAAUGCUAAUCAAGGUGACUAAUUGUAGCAUUCACACUUGCCUCCAACAGACAAGUGUUCUUUCUCCCACCCUGGACCUUCAACAGAUAUAUAAACCUUCCUUGCCUAGUUUCCAAUAUACCUCACAACCUCUGAGGAUGCCUACCAUAAAUGUGGGCAAAACAUCAGGAGAGAAUGCUUCUGAAACAUGGCCAUACAGUCCGGAAAACUCAGAGCAACCCACUGUAUGGAUGUUUGUUUGUUUUUUUACAUUUUUCACAUUAAAAUACUUUCAAAAGAUGUGACAGCCUAAUGUCAUACUUCUGAUGCUGUUAUGAAAUGCUGAAAUAUUAAUAUCAAUUUUGUCUCUGUUUUAUUGGUUAUUUCAAAAAGUCACUUCUUUCUGAAAUGUAUAUUGAUUUUUGAUUCCGAGUGAAUCUCUAGGAUUUAUAUUGCACAAGUUUUUUUUCUUAUAAAACUCUUUUUAGAGUGUAAAUAAACCUUAAGUCUAGGAAAAGGAAGCGAAAUAUCUUAAGCACACUUUCUUGAGAGAGUGGCUCUUGCUUCCUAGGAACAGAUUGGGAUUCUAGUAUCAGAAGGAGUUCUAUCACUAUCAGCACAAGUUCUUUAGACUUAAUUUGGUCUGUUUUAAUCACCAUUUAAGGAGCAAAACAAUCCAGUUAAAUGAAAUAUAGAUAGUGAAUCUGUUCUGAAUUUUAGUGGCAGUAUUGACGGUUAUGUCCACAGUCCAAGGCUGAUCUCCAGGAAAGGGUUAUCACUUUGAAUAGCUCUUUUAAAGUUCAAACCAUUCCCUAGAAAUUGACAUGGAAGGGGUGCAUAACCAAGUCAUUAAUAAAAUAGACACUAAAAGCUAGAUUUACCUCAGAAUAUUGUUGGUAAUUGCUUUAUAGAUUUCAGUGGCAGACUGAAACCUUGAAACUCUUAUAAAAACAAUUUUAAUUGAGAGAGUGGCAUUUCUUAUGGCUAUCCCAUAUAUGAUUAUUUAGAGCAGUCCUGGAUUUUCCCUAUAACUUUAAAAUAGCUCCAUAUGAAAAAAGUUUCAAGGUUGUUGCUCAUCAUGAAAUUGAUAAUCCAAUUCAUAAUAUGAUUUACUCUGAUGCACUUGAACUAUAUUAAACGCAAGUAACAGUGUUUAAUUGGCUAGUCACUUAGUUUAUAUGUUUCCUAAGUUGAGCGACUUGUUGCAUUCUGCGUCACAGAAUUUGAGAGUUAAGUUUUCUCCCCUUGGCAUGUCAUUGUAACAUAGCGAUGGCAUAUAAAUAUAUAUUUAAUAUACCGACCUGUUUACUUGAAUGAAAAAUGCUUAGUGCUUUGGCUAUAUUCUCAUUUUAUUUCAUUGUUGACAAUAAUCUGAUUUCGUUUGCCUUGUGUUUGAUCCAAAUGAGCGCAAAUAAAAUAAUACUAGCUUCAGUGCUAUAUGCAUAGAGUAGUUCAUUAGUGGGUAUUUGGAUGCCUUGAACAUGUAUUUAUUAUAAUUCUAUUUUUUUGUUUUGUUUUGUCACAGCAUAAAUAAAAGACCUAGUAACAAAAACUUCAUUCCUUAUCUCUAGGUAGCAUUUGGGGUGGGAACAUUUCUAGGAAAGAGUACUGGGUUCCUGAACAUGCACAAAAAAAAUCAUUUCCGUAUUACUGUUUAUACAGUGUGCCAAUAUAAAUAAAGUUUAUGCAUUUUUAAAAAUCU
Messenger RNA from Anolis sagrei ordinatus, 5391 nucleotides. It is a transcript of the gene SLC33A1, whose product is annotated as solute carrier family 33 member 1. Gene Ontology annotation, molecular function: acetyl-CoA transmembrane transporter activity. The record is from RefSeq and is a predicted model, not a curated record. Gene Ontology annotation, cellular component: membrane. Lineage: Eukaryota; Metazoa; Chordata; Lepidosauria; Squamata; Anolidae.